GCCGCCGCCGCGGCCGCCCCCCUCCUGAUGACCUCCAGGCUGCGGCAGCGGGCAGCUGAGUGCGCCAAACACGUGGGGGCUACGAAACCCAUCGACUGGUUCCUUCGCGAGCUGCCUCUGAGCUACGAGAUGGUGAUCGAGAAUAUUCUGGACCCGGCGCACCUUCCCUUCAGCCACCACGGCCAAGACCCGGCACUUAAGAGGUCAGCUGGGAAAGCCAUGCCCAUGCGGCCUCGCAAGACGCCAACUGCUCCCAGCAACGCAGUCCCCGCGGCAGCGGCAUCUGCUGAUGCCCCUGCCACCACUGUCGCUAGCAGCAACCAAGACAGCAGCCGCGUGCAAGCCCCGAUCCCCUACUACUGGCCGCGACCCACGGGUCCAGACGCCGAGUUUGACUUCAAGGGUAACACCAAUCCAGAUGUCACCAUCUGCUUUACUGCGCCAUACCUUGUCACCUACAGCUGGGUGGUGGCUGAGACUGAGGUGCUGACGGAGAUGGUGGUCGUGCCGGUGGCUCCAGGCCGCUGCCGCUACCUCUCCACGGACUUCGUCCCUGCACCCGGCAGCAAGCCGCGGCCCCCACCGCCGCUGCACUUGCUGGGGCUGCGGGGCGCUGCCUUCCGGCUGCUGCGCAGGUUUGACCCCGUGGUGUCGCACCACUACUUCCUUAACAACAUCAUGGACGGGGACGCCGUGUUUAUGUUCGGGCAGGACGAGCUGCUGCGCGCCAUGCAGGCGCAGGAGGAUGCCGAGGCGGCCGCCGGAAGCAGCAGCAGUGCCGGCACUAGCGGUGCUGGCAGCAGCAGCGGCAGCAGCAGCGACGCCACCACCACGGGCGGCGGCGAUAGCCCCGGAAUGAGCAAGUGGUCACGGCUAUACUUCCUGCCUACACAGGCUGACAGGGCGUGGAUGGCGGCUCGCCGUUGGCUGGAGGAGCGGGCGGGCGGCGGACCUUUCCGUAGGAGGCAGCAGCAGCGGCAGGGGGAGCAGAAGGCGGCAGGGGCCCGGGAAGGGGUGGGUCUGCCGCCAACGUCGCAGCUAAAGCAGCAGUGGCCACCGAUUGUCUUGACCCCUCUCUCCAGCCCCGAGGUCCGCGCCCGCCUGCUGAGCCGCUACGAGCAGCACACGC
Messenger RNA from Astrephomene gubernaculifera, 1129 nucleotides. The record is from the annotation of a GenBank genome assembly. Lineage: Eukaryota; Viridiplantae; Chlorophyta; Chlorophyceae; Chlamydomonadales; Astrephomenaceae.